Lactuca saligna is the source of this 1474-nucleotide messenger RNA. NCBI's taxonomy places the organism in Eukaryota, Viridiplantae, Streptophyta, Magnoliopsida, Asterales, Asteraceae. The record is from the annotation of a GenBank genome assembly.
UAAAAACCGGAGUCGUGUACGUGUAACCCUACAAUCGAAAAACCUGGAAAACCCUAAUGCGCGACAUUACAGAUUUUGAUUCUUUUCCACGCACAGUCUUUCACGUACAAUGGGGGAAUCGGACGCUAAGUAUGCUGGCGUCUCAAUUGACAACUCUGCGUCGGAGUCAGAGGUUCUAAGCAAGAAUGCUCUAAAGAAGGAGCUGAAGAACAAACAGAAGGAGGAAAAGAGGCGUCUUAAGGAAGAGGAGAAGGAGAAAAAGUUCUUACAGCCAAAAUCAGCAGUCCGAAAUCAGUCCGCUGCAGAUGAUGAAGACACAGAUCCAACACAAUAUUAUGAAAACCGCCUGAAAACACUUGCUGCUCAAAAGGCAGCAGGAUUGAACACCUACCCUCACAAAUUCCAUGUCUCCAUGUCCAUUAUUGAAUACGUAAAGAAAUAUGAAAGCUUAAACAGUGGAGAUCAUUUGGAGGAUAUUCAAGUAUCUUUAGCUGGGCGAGUUAUGAGCAAACGGUCUUCUGGAUCAACACUCUUCUUUUAUGAUCUUCAUGGUAAUGGUGGAAAAGUGCAAGUUAUGGCUGAUGCAAGGAGAUCUGAUUUGGAUGGAGCUGAAUUCUCCAAGUACCAUUCUGGUGUGAAACGUGGAGAUAUAGUUGGUAUUGUUGGGUUUCCAGGAAAAAGCAACAGGGGAGAGCUGAGUGUGUUCCCAAAAACAUUCAAGGUGUUAACUCAUUGUCUUCAUAUGGUGCCAAAGCCAAACGCCAAUGUGAAGAAAACCGAAGCUUGGACUCCAGGAAGUGGCAGAAAUCCUGAUGCAUAUAUACUAAAAGAUCAGGAAACACGAUACCGCAAACGUUUUAUGGAUCUGAUGCUAAAUUCAGAAGUGACACGAAUAUUCCAGACACGUGGAAAAAUCGUAUCUUACAUCAGACGUUUUCUUGAGAAUCUUGAUUUCCAGGAGGUUGAAACUCCGAUGAUGAACAUGAUUGCGGGUGGGGCAGCAGCCCGCCCGUUUGUGACCCAUCACAAUGAUUUGAAUAUGAGGCUGUUUAUGCGAAUUGCCCCUGAACUUCAUCUAAAGCAGCUUGUUGUUGAGAUAACUGAAGAAUUGUUAAGUGGCAUGGUGAAGGAGCUAACAGGUGGCUACAAAAUUAAAUAUCAUGCCAAUGGGUUGGAUAAUGAUCCCGUUGAAAUCGACUUUACCCCUCCUUUCAGGCAAGCGGUGAUAGUGACAUCAUGGACGGAUCUCAACCCAGGGCGUAGGUUUUGGAAAUGUCCUAGUAGUUGCGGUUUCAUUGCAUGGUUUGAUGAGCCCAUGUGUCGAAGGGCUGUGGCUGUCAUUCCAUGUUUGCUAAGAUCCAAGAACAAGCUUCAAGAAUCUCUGCUGCAAGCAAGUUUUGAAGCAAAAAAAGUGAAGAUGAUGCUAGUUUUUAGUUGGGUUUUCUUUUUCAUGUAUGUGUACAAAAGAUGCUAA